This is a messenger RNA of Maniola jurtina (meadow brown), 1485 nucleotides long. RefSeq lists its product as uncharacterized. Lineage: Eukaryota; Metazoa; Arthropoda; Insecta; Lepidoptera; Nymphalidae. The record is from RefSeq and is a predicted model, not a curated record. The transcript has 3 exons. The annotation marks the transcript as partial.
UGUCGAAAAAAGCCAUUUCGAUCACAAGCAAGAGACAUUGUUUACAAUGUAUACCAAAAGAUUUGUGCAGAAGAAGAUAAAGAUCAAUCAGAAUCUUCGAUUCUAAAACGAGUUCAAACAUUGACCGGAGUUUCUUCCUCUACCAUACGAAGAAUUGUUGGUGAAGGAAGAGCAAACGGCGGUGUGUUCUCAACACCCGGCAAAAGGAGGAAAAGGGGAAAGAAAAAAAUUAAUCUGGACAGUUUUGAUUUAGAAGUAAUCAGAAAUAAAAUAAAAGAAUUUUAUACUGUAAAGAAAGAAAUUCCAACUCUGAGGAAAUUAUUACAAACUCUUCGGGAAGACAUUGAUUUCAAUGGAGGCAGAGAAUCAUUGAGGCUUAUUCUGAAAAAUAUUGGCUUUGACUUUGUGAAGUGCCAAUCAAAAAGAACAAUUUUAAUGGAUCACGACAUCAAGAUACAAAAAUUCAGGUAUUUAGAGUGUAUGAAGAAGAACCGUGAAUCUCAACAACCUGAUAAACUAGAUGUAGUUUAUUUAGACGAGACCUAUAUACACGGUUCAUGUUCUGUAAAUAAGUGUUGGCAAAGUAAAGAUAUUGCAGGUCCAUCUAAAAGUAUUUCAACGGGGGCAAGAUGGAUUAUUGUGAAUGCUGGUGGAGAAAACGGUUUUGUACCCAAUUGUUGCCUAAUAUAUAGGUCAAAAAGUAUAUCUGCUGACUACCAUCAUGAUAUGAACCAAAAUAACUUUAGAAAUGGGUCACGGAAAAGCUAAUACCAAAUCUUACGAAAUCAUCUCUGAUUGUUAUGGAUAACGCAAGUUAUCAUUCUGUACAAUUGAAUAAACCACCCAUACAAGCUAACCGUAUAGCUGAUAUUAAAGAAUGGCUCCUUAGAAAUAAUAUUUACUAUGAAGAUCAUUGGCGUAAUUGCCAAUUACUUGAAGCAGUGCAACAAAACAAGUCUCCACCUAUAUAUGAGCUUGAUGAAAUUUUUAAGUCGCACGGUCAUGAAGUAUUAAGGCUUCCACCUUACCAUUGCACUCUAAAUCCCAUAGAAAUGAUAUGGGGUAUAAUGAAGCAGAAAGUUGCCGAGAAGGAUGUUAAUAGGCCUGCAAGUGAUAUCAAGUAAAGUAAAGUAAAGUAAAAGUAAAAUAUUCUUUAUUGUACACCAACAAGACAGUAAUAUAUAAAUUAACAACAGAGGAAGCUUUCUCGGAAAUUGGUGCAGCUGAAUGGCGAAAAUGUUGCGAGCAUGUAAUAAAAGUUGAAAAUGAUUUUGAUGCAUGACACAAACUUACAAAAUUACCAAAAAAUGUUCCAAAUUUACACCAGCUACACUACAAUUUGACACACGAAUUUAUAAGAGCGGCUUCAUCUAGUUAUGGCUCCGUCCAGUGUAAAUAUUAUUGGACCGAGGGUCUGAUACCAUUCGAAGGUUCAGCACUGAAAUUAGAAAAUGAGUUGUGUUCAUUGUUAACAGUUUUUUCAUA